Molecule: messenger RNA, 1460 nt
Organism: Impatiens glandulifera
Lineage: Eukaryota; Viridiplantae; Streptophyta; Magnoliopsida; Ericales; Balsaminaceae
Product: protein disulfide-isomerase like 2-2-like
Exons: 9
Coding region: 36-1367 (443 amino acids)
Biological process (GO): response to endoplasmic reticulum stress
Cellular component (GO): endoplasmic reticulum lumen
Molecular function (GO): protein disulfide isomerase activity; protein-disulfide reductase activity
Source: RefSeq, a predicted model, not a curated record
UUGUGUUUGUUUGUUUGUUUGUAUAAGAAAGAGAGAUGUGCAAAUCGUGGGUCUUAUUGACAUUACUUUCUUUGUCAACAUUUGAGCUCUGUUUACAUGCAGAUGCACUGUAUGGACCAUCUUCACCUGUUCUUCAGCUAACCGCCUCAAACUUCAAAUCAAAGGUUCUAAAUUCAGAUGGAAUUGUUCUGGUUGAAUUUUUUGCUCCAUGGUGUGGUCACUGCCAAUCUUUGACACCAAAAUGGGAAAAGGCUGCUAAGGUCUUGAAAGGGGUUGCCACUAUUGCAGCAGUUGAUACUGAUGCUCAUCAAAGUCUUGCUCAGGAAUAUGGAAUUAAAGGAUUUCCAACAAUAAAGGUUUUUGUUCCUGGGAAACCUCCGGUAGAUUACCAAGGAGACAGGGAAGCAAAACCCAUUGCAGAAUUUGCAUUAAAACAGGUAAAGACACUUGUAAAGGAACGUUUGGACGGAAAAGCUUCAGGAGAAUCAAAAAAAAAAUCAGAGAAAAAAAAAUCAGAGCCUAGUGCAUCAGUGGAAUUGAAUUCUCGCAACUUUGAUGAACUGGUGCUUAAAAGUAAAGAACUCUGGAUUGUGGAGUUCUUUGCUCCCUGGUGUGGUCACUGCAAGAGCCUUGCACCUGAGUGGAAGAAGGCUGCUAAGAACUUGAAAGGAAAGGUGAAGCUGGGUCAUGUGGACUGUGAUGCAGAGAAGUCACUGAUGAGCAGGUUCAAUGUGCAAGGAUUCCCAUCAAUCUUAUUGUUUGGUGCCGACAAGGGUAGUCCAUCACUUUAUGAAGGAGCAAGAACUGCCUUAGCAAUUGAAGGAUUUGCUCUAAUGCAACUGGAAGCAAAUAGUGGUCCUGUUGAAGUCAUAGAAUUGACUGGCCCUGAUGUGAUGGAUGAGAAAUGUGGUUCAGCAACCAUUUGUUUUAUAUCGUUCCUUCCUGACAUUCUGGACUCUAAAGCUGAAGGAAGGAACAAGUACAUUAAAAUGUUGUUGUCCGCAGCUGAGAAGUUUAAGAAGAAUUCAUACAGUUUUGUGUGGGCAGCAUCAGGUAAGCAACAGGAUCUUGAGAAGAAUGUGGGAGUGGGUGGAUACGGUUACCCAGCAAUGGUGGCUGCCAAUGUGAAGAAAGGAGUAUAUGCCUCACUUCGCAGUGCAUUUGAACGCGAUCACAUAAUAGAGUUUGUAAAAGAAGCUGAGAAAGGCGGUAAAGGAAAUCUCCCCCUUGGUAGCUCCAUUGUUAUUGUGAAGACUGAAGCUUGGGAUGGUAAAGAUGGAAAUAUUGUGAAUGGAGAUGAAUUCUCCCUUGAAGAACUUAUGGGGGAAGACGAAAGAGAAAAGACAACCACCAAGGAUGAGUUAUGAAAGAUUUACUAUAUAUAAUUGUUGAGAAUCACUUUUACUUUUAUUUCCUUCUCUUCUCAAAGUACAAUUAUUUACCAAAUUUUUUUUCCAUGU